CACACACACACACACACACACACACACACAAUGCCAGACUGAUUCCAAGAAGUACCCAUCCAGCACCCACGAUGCCACCUCCCAGAGGGCAGUCAGUUGAGUAUCACGACCUCACCAGUCGCUCGUCCAUCGACUCAUUUGCAUCAGUCUCUGACUGGGAGCAAGCUGGCCUGGUUCUGCCCAGCAGUCGAUCGCACCGGUCCUUCUGGCGCAGGCUGUGGAGAUCCACUCCUACUUGGCAACCCCAGCGUCCGAGACCACGUCGCUUUGCUUCACCUCGCUGGUCCCCCAUCCGACAACUACUUCGCAUCGGAUUGAGCUUCCUCGUCGUCUUGAUCAGCUGCACCGCCCUCUUCUUCCCCUCCUACACGCGACUGCCGCCCCAUCACCAAUCGGUGGUCGAGCGAGCCACGCAGUCCGACCAGCAUGGCCGCGCCAACCCGCGCAACGAGCGCAUCUUCAUCGCAGCCAUUCUCUACGACCCCGAGGGCACAAUCACAGGCGGCAGAUGGGGCGAGUCCCUGCUGCAGCUGGUCGAUCUCCUUGGCGAAGACAACGUGUUUCUCAGCAUCUACGAAAACGACAGCGAUGAGCAGGGCGAACAAGCCCUCCGUCAGCUGGAGGACCGCGUCGCAUGCAACAAAUCCAUCCAGUCCGACCUCCGCCUCGACCUGAGCACUUUUCCACGGGUCACCGUCCCAGGGGGGGCCCAACGCGUCAAGCGUACCGACUACCUGGCGGAGCUGCGCAACCGCGCCCUGCGACCGCUCGACGAUCCCGCGGCCCAGUCCUACGAUCGCAUCCUGUACCUCAACGACGUGAUCUUCGACCCCAUCGACGCCGUGCAACUCCUCUUCUCGACAAAUGCCGCGGAUGCACCCGACGGGGUGGCCCGGUACCGCGCCGCGUGCGCCGUGGACUUCAUCAACCCGUUCAAGUUCUACGACACCUACGCCACGCGCGAUCUGGAGGGCUACGGGAUCGGCCUGCAGUUCUACCCGUGGUUCAGCACGGCUGGCCACGCCCGCAGUCGGCAGGACGUGCUGGCGCAGAAGGACGCGGUGCGCGUGCGCAGCUGCUGGGGCGGCAUGGUCGCCUUCAACUCGACGUACUUCCAGCGCCCGGACCGUCCGGUGCGCUUCCGUGCGGACCGUGACUUGUUCUACGACGGGUCCGAGUGCUGCAUCAUUCAUGCGGACUUGCAGGAUCCCCCAGCAGGAGCAAAUGUGGAUGACCGCACUGACUCCGGGGUGUAUAUGAAUCCCUAUGUGCGGACGGCGUACACGGAGCGGAGCUUCCGGUGGCUGCGCACGACGCGACGUUUCGAGCGGCUCUACGCGCUGGUGCACGGGAUCGUGAGCCGCGUGGCCGGGUUUCCACGGUUCAAUCCGCGGAGGACACAAAUCGCUGGGGAGGUGGUGCGCGAGAGGGUGUGGGUGCCGGAUGCAAGGCAUUCCAACGGGGGAUCCUACCAGACGGUCGAGCGGGUGGCCGAUAACGAUGGUUUCUGUGGUGAUGGGUUUGGUGGGAAACGGGGGUUACAGCUCAUCCGGGAGCAUCGUCAGCCUGGGGAGGACGGAUGGGAGGAAAUUCCUGUGCCUGUUGCAUAGCCGUUUGUGUCC
Aspergillus japonicus CBS 114.51 is the source of this 1622-nucleotide messenger RNA. RefSeq names its product glycosyltransferase family 69 protein. NCBI's taxonomy places the organism in Eukaryota, Fungi, Ascomycota, Eurotiomycetes, Eurotiales, Aspergillaceae. The transcript has a single exon. Bases 72 to 1610 code for a protein of 512 amino acids. The record is from RefSeq and is a predicted model, not a curated record.